This is a messenger RNA of Temnothorax curvispinosus, 911 nucleotides long. Its product is annotated as glycine-rich protein 5-like. The coding region runs from base 39 to 911 and encodes 290 amino acids. The record is from RefSeq and is a predicted model, not a curated record. NCBI's taxonomy places the organism in Eukaryota, Metazoa, Arthropoda, Insecta, Hymenoptera, Formicidae. The transcript has 3 exons.
CGAAGCAUCAGUCCUCAAAUCAAGGAACAGCAGCAACCAUGAGGGCAUUCGUGAUUCUGGCGCUCGCCGCGACGGCGAUGGCGCGGCCGGAAGCCGGAUACUCCUACAGCCAGCCUAGCAGUAGCUACGGUGCUCCCGGCGGCGGCGGUGGAUUCGGCGGAGGCGGCGGAGGAGGCGGCGGAGGGAUAUCCCUCGGAGGAGGCGGCGGAGGGGUCGGCGCUUUGUUUGAAGGUGGUGGCGGUGGCGGUGGAUUCGGCGGUGGCGGUGCAUUCGGCGGAUUCGGCGGAGGAGGUGGCCUCGGCGGCGGGGUUGGCGGUGGUGGUAUCCAAGUACAGUCACAGUUCGGCGCAGGUGACGGAGGUGGAUUCGGUGGUGGAUUCGGCGGUGGCGCGCUCAUUCAAAAACACAUCUACGUUCACGUACCACCUCCGGAGGCUCCUGAAGAAAGAGUGAUCAGGCCGAUCGCGCCGCAGGGUCCGGCGCAGAAGCACUACAAGAUCAUCUUCAUCAAGGCGCCCACUCCGCCGACCCCGACCGCUCCGGUGAUCCCCGCGCUGCCGCAACAGGACGAGCAGAAAACGCUCAUCUACGUGCUGGUCAAGAAACCCGAAGAGGCACCCGAGAUCAGCCUGCCCACCAUCACGCCCACUCAGCCCAGCAAACCGGAAGUCUACUUUAUCAAAUACAAGACGCAGAAGGAAGUUACCGGUGGCGGCGGCGGCGGCGGCGGCGGCGGUUACAGCGGUGGAAUCGGCGGUGGUAUCGGCGGCGGCGGAAUCGGCGGUGGUAUCGGCGGCGGCGGCAUCGGCGGCGGUCACGGCGGCGGAAUCGGCGGCGGAAUCGGUGGCACCGGACCGAGCGGACCCAGCACGAGUUACGGGGCACCCAGUGGUGGAUCCGGGCCAUACUAG